This is a messenger RNA of Aquila chrysaetos chrysaetos, 1159 nucleotides long. RefSeq names its product hes family bHLH transcription factor 1 (gene HES1). Gene Ontology annotation, cellular component: nucleus. Bases 108 to 884 code for a protein of 258 amino acids. The record is from RefSeq and is a predicted model, not a curated record. Gene Ontology annotation, molecular function: RNA polymerase II cis-regulatory region sequence-specific DNA binding; DNA-binding transcription factor activity, RNA polymerase II-specific; protein dimerization activity. Gene Ontology annotation, biological process: anterior/posterior pattern specification; regulation of transcription by RNA polymerase II; Notch signaling pathway. The transcript is spliced from 4 exons. NCBI's taxonomy places the organism in Eukaryota, Metazoa, Chordata, Aves, Accipitriformes, Accipitridae.
CCCCCGCCCCGCCGCCCCCGGCCGCCCCCCCCCCCGCGCUGCUGCUGCUGCCGCCGCGGCGGCGGCGCCUCUUCCGCGGCGGCGGGCGCUGCCAGCGCGGGCGCAGGAUGCCGGCCGACCUGAUGGAGAAGAGCAGCGCCUCGCCGGUGGCCGCCACCCCCGCCAGCGUCAACGCGACGCCCGACAAGCCGAAGACGGCGGCGGAGCACCGGAAGUCUUCCAAGCCCAUCAUGGAGAAGCGGCGGCGGGCGCGCAUCAACGAGAGCCUGGGGCAGCUGAAGACUCUCAUCCUGGACGCGCUGAAGAAGGAUAGCUCGCGGCACUCCAAGCUGGAGAAGGCUGACAUCCUGGAGAUGACCGUCAAGCACCUGCGGAGCCUCCAGCGAGCCCAGAUGACCGCCGCGCUGAGCACAGACCCCACGGUGCUGGGCAAGUACCGCGCCGGCUUCAGCGAGUGUAUGAACGAGGUGACGCGGUUCCUCUCCACCUGUGAGGGCGUCAACACUGAGGUGCGCACCCGGCUCCUGGGCCACCUGGCCAGCUGCAUGACCCAGAUCAACGCCAUGAACUACCCUGCGCCCCCCCCACCGCCCCCGCUGCCACCAGCCGCAGCCUUUGGGCCACCCCUGGUGCCGCCGGGCAGUGGCACAGGGCCGCUCCCAGGCAUGCCCUGCAAGCCGGGCGCAGACGCAGCCAAGGUGUACGGUGGCUUCCAGCUGCUGCCAGCUUCCGAUGGGCAGUUCGCCUUCCUCAUCCCCAGCACCGCCUUUGCUCCCGGCGGUGCUGUGCUGCCCCUGUACGGCGGCCCACCCACAGCUGCCACUGCCGCCUCGCCGCCUGGCCCGCCACCCGGCACCGCCGACUCGGUCUGGAGACCCUGGUGAGGGUGGCGGGCACCGGACUGGACUGAGCACAGCACCCCGUGCUGCUGGCACGGCUGUAUAUAGGUUAUAUGUUCAUAUUGGAUUGUGCCUUUGUACCAUAGCACUCCCUCGACAGUGUUUCGUGUUUUACACGAGAUCUUUUUUCUCCCUUCCCUCCCCUUCCUUAUGUGACACCAAAGAUCGGGGUUUUUGGUUUUUUGGUUUUUUUGGUUUUUUUUUUUGAAUGCUCUUAAAAUAAAAGUGUCUCUUCCAUUUUGGAAGGCCUUUGGAGAUAA